This is a messenger RNA of Sinocyclocheilus anshuiensis, 1340 nucleotides long. RefSeq names its product GDP-mannose 4,6 dehydratase. The record is from RefSeq and is a predicted model, not a curated record. Gene Ontology annotation, molecular function: GDP-mannose 4,6-dehydratase activity. Bases 153 to 1271 code for a protein of 372 amino acids. Lineage: Eukaryota; Metazoa; Chordata; Actinopteri; Cypriniformes; Cyprinidae. Gene Ontology annotation, biological process: 'de novo' GDP-L-fucose biosynthetic process. The transcript is spliced from 11 exons.
GUGCUCUGUGAUUGGCUGCUGAGUGCAGGUUCCUGAGGUGUCGCUCAAGCAGCUAGAGUUUCGGAUGUGUUUGCAUCCGUUCAUGACAAACGAUCUUGCACAGUGGAUCCAGACCCCACAGACACACUCCGAACCGAAACCAGCUCCAGAAAAUGGCUCAAUGUGCAGCGGCGGCGGCGGCGGCCAGUGGCGAUGUGAACGGAGACGGCAAGACGAAGAGGAAAGUGGCCAUCAUUACAGGCAUAACCGGUCAGGAUGGGUCCUACCUUGCUGAGUUUCUGCUGGCUAAAGGUUAUAAGGUUCACGGUAUCCUCCGCAGGUCCAGUUCUUUUAACACGGGCCGGAUUGAGCACCUUUAUCAUAACCCUCAAACACACACAGAAGGAAACAUGAAGUUGCACUACGGAGACUUGACUGACAGCACGUGCUUGGUAAAGAUUAUUAAUGAAGUCAAACCCACUGAAAUAUACAACCUUGGAGCACAGUCUCACGUCAAGAUCUCCUUUGACCUGGCUGAGUACACCGCAGACGUUGACGGGCUGGGGACCCUACGGCUGCUGGAUGCAGUGAAGACCUGCGGUUUAACUGACACCGUCCGCUUCUACCAGGCCUCCACCAGCGAACUCUACGGGAAAGUACAGGAAAUUCCCCAGAAGGAGACCACACCAUUUUACCCACGUUCUCCUUAUGGUGCUGCUAAACUCUAUGCAUACUGGAUAGUGGUAAACUUCAGGGAAGCCUAUAACCUCUUUGCUGUGAAUGGGAUCUUGUUCAAUCAUGAGAGUCCUAGAAGAGGUUCGAAUUUUGUAACUAGGAAGAUCAGUCGCUCUGUGGCGAAGAUCCAUCUUGGGCAGUUGCAGUGCUUCAGUCUGGGCAAUCUAGACUCCAAGAGAGACUGGGGCCAUGCCAAAGAUUAUGUGGAGGCGAUGUGGCUGAUGUUGCAGCAGGAGGAGCCUAUCGAUUUUGUCAUUGCGACGGGGGAAGUGCACAGCGUACGGGAGUUCGUGGAGAAGGCCUUCAAACACGUGGGCAAAACCAUUGUGUGGGAGGGGAAGAAUGAGGAGGAGGUGGGCCGAUGUCAGGAGACGGGAGAGAUUCAUGUGAAGGUGGAUCCGAAGUACUAUCGGCCAACUGAAGUGGACUUCUUACAGGGAGACAGUUCCAAAGCCUUGAAGAUCCUGGGCUGGAAACCACGUGUGACGUUCGAGGAGCUUGUUAAAGAAAUGGUGGACGCGGACAUCGAGCUCAUGCACAACAACCCAAAUGCCUGAGCCCACACGCCUUCAUCUCCAUGCAUGCCAAAGAGGCGGUUGUCAUGUGUUUGUGUGUGUGAUCACUGG